Molecule: messenger RNA, 867 nt
Organism: Podospora anserina S mat+
Lineage: Eukaryota; Fungi; Ascomycota; Sordariomycetes; Sordariales; Podosporaceae
Exons: 2
Coding region: 1-867 (288 amino acids)
Biological process (GO): GPI anchor biosynthetic process
Cellular component (GO): endoplasmic reticulum
Molecular function (GO): N-acetylglucosaminylphosphatidylinositol deacetylase activity
Source: RefSeq, a predicted model, not a curated record
AUGGAGUUGCUCACCAUCUUCGCCGUACUGGCUGUCGUGCUCCCGUCACUUUACAUAUACACCGCCUCUGUGGUCUCGACGCGGUUUCCAAAGUUGGAGAACAAGAGCAUCUGUCUUCUGAUUGCGCACCCGGACGAUGAGGCCAUGUUCUUUGCCCCCACAGUUCUCGCCCUUACGCGGCCUGAAAUUGGCAACCAUGUCAAGAUUCUCUGCUUGAGUAGUGGUGAUGCGGAUGGCUUGGGGGAGACCCGAAAGAAAGAGCUGGCCAAAUCUGGUGUGGUCCUCGGCUUGCGGUCCACCAGUGAUGUUUUUGUGGUCGAGAAGCCCGAGUUCCGCGACAGCAUGACCACGACCUGGGAUGCGGGCAAGAUCUCGGACCUCCUUGUUUCUGCCUUUGCGCCUCAACUGAACAAGUCAAAGGGUGCCUCAUCGCCCCCCACAGCCUCCAUAGAUGUGCUCAUUACCUUUGACGCCGGUGGUGUGUCAAGCCAUCCCAACCAUAUCUCGCUGUAUCAUGGCGCCAAAGAGUUUGUCGGUGCCCUCGUGGCUGGCAAGGCGGGAUGGGCAUCCCCCGUCGAUCUUUAUACUUUGACAACCGUCCCAAUAGCCCGCAAAUACUCUGCUUUUCUCGACGUCCUCCCCACCCUACUGAGCUGGGCAAUUGGUGCCGGCAAGAGGGAUAAAAAGCACCCCGGUGGGCUCGUGUUUCUCAAUGGUUUGGCUGGUCAUGGUAGCUUCACAACGGCGUGGAAAGCCAUGACCACGGCGCACAAGAGUCAGAUGGUGUGGUUCCGUUACGGCUGGAUCAUUCUGAGCAGGUACAUGUACAUCAAUGAUCUCCGGCUGGAAAAGAUCAAGAGAAAAUAA